Molecule: messenger RNA, 1703 nt
Organism: Phyllopteryx taeniolatus (common seadragon)
Lineage: Eukaryota; Metazoa; Chordata; Actinopteri; Syngnathiformes; Syngnathidae
Gene: abhd10b
Product: abhydrolase domain containing 10, depalmitoylase b
Exons: 9
Coding region: 627-1433 (268 amino acids)
Biological process (GO): protein depalmitoylation
Cellular component (GO): mitochondrion
Molecular function (GO): hydrolase activity, hydrolyzing O-glycosyl compounds; palmitoyl-(protein) hydrolase activity
Source: RefSeq, a predicted model, not a curated record
CCAGCGGCGCCAGCCUUUGCAUGGUGCUGGUGGCCAAGCAGCAGGCAGCAGCCGAGGCCCAGCUGCAGGCCCUGGAGCAACACUGGUGGGCCACAUGAGGAGGAAGAUGUCACUUCCUGCUGCAGCACUUCAUUAGGGUGCCAUAGAGUGAGUGCAGGAAAUUGAACUUUACAAGGCUUUGAUUCCAGCAUACUAUACCUUCCUGUUUUUCUCCGUUAUGACAUUGUCAAAGGGUUCCUCAGCGAUGUACGCUGCCAAGUGCAGAAGUAGCACAUGUCCAUCAAAGUCAAGAUGAUCCGAGACGUGAGUGCUGAGGCCUGCUCACGAGUUGCAAGGGCGUGAGUGACUCAUUGGAAAGGAAGGAAGGAAUCGGCAUGUCGGGGCGACUGACCGCCCCCACUCCGGGAAGGCAGAAGACCAAAAGGCCGGAGGUGGGGGGGCGGUGAACGGGGAAACUCGGGUGCCACUGGAUCGCUUUCCCCUGCCAGGGUCCAUCGCCGUCACGGCCGCAUCAGCUGGUCCCGCCGCGGCGAGGUCAUCUGAACAUCUGCCCCCUCCACCAUGCUCUCUUAGAAGCCGGAAGAUUUUUCCUCCACCUCGAUUAAGGGAAAACAGCCCACAGCGUGAUGCUGCCCCCACAAUGCUUCACUGCAGGAGACCGGAGACACAAGUCUACAGUCCAGUACGCCACCAGGCCGGAUCUUCCCACGCUGGCCUACAGGAGGGUGAAGGGCAAGAGUCCAGGCGUGGUCUUCCUACCGGGCUACGGGUCCAACAUGAAUGGACAGAAAGCAGAGGCGUUGGAAGAAUUCUGCCGGUCACUCGGGCACUCGUAUCUCAGGUUUGACUACACAGGACACGGGGCCUCAGAAGGGAUCCUCGCAGAAGGCACUAUUGGAACGUGGAAAAAAGAUGUCCUUUAUAUGCUGGAUGAAGUAGCAGAGGGCCCACAGAUACUCGUGGGUUCUAGUAUUGGAGGCUGGCUCAUGCUGCUGGCGGCCAUCGCGCGUCCGGAGAAGACGGCCGCCCUGGUGGGCAUCUCCACUGCCGCCGACCAUAUUGUCACCUCGUUCAACUCUCUUCCGCUGGAGAUGAAGAUGCAGUUCCAGGAGAAGGGCGAGUGGACAGUACCGACCAAGCACUCUGAGGAGGGCCUAUACAAGUUUAGCAUGGACUUCUUGCGCGAAGCAGAGAACCACUGCGUGCUGCACAGCCCCCUCCCGGUCACGUGCCCCGUGCGCCUCAUCCACGGCCUGAAGGACGAGGACGUGCCGUGGCACAUCUCCAUGCAGGUGGCCGAGCGCGUGCUCAGCGCCGACGUGGACGUCAUCCUGCGGCGCCACGGCCAGCACCGCAUGUCGGAGAAGGACGACAUCAAGCUCAUGGUCUACACUAUCGACGACCUCAUAGACAAGUUGACCACCAUGGUGUGAUUAAAAGGUACCCGGGCAGUGGCGUGGGCCAAGGGGCUUAGCGUUGAAGGACUGUUUACUACCAAACAAGGCACGUUGCUUCUGCCAAAAAUGACCUUUGAACUUCUAUAUCUGUAUUUCCUCUACAUAUUAAGUUGUGUUUCAGUAUUAGGUGGGUCACUCACUUCUACUACUGCUCCUCCUCCUCUUCCUUCCUUUUUAAUGACACAAGUCUAUAGAGUUCCUGUGCCUUUUUUAAAAAAAAAAUAAAAUAAAAAAUCAUAUAUUUCA